UGGAGAAUCGCUUCAUCACAAUGAGGGGGAGAGCGAAUGAUAUAAAUAUUGAGGACAUCCCUCUGAGGUCGACUCUUCGUCUCGACAUUAUUGAUCACCCCAUACAUCGAGUAUAUAACAUCCACAUCUAGCCUCCUUGCUUCCCUACUUUAUCCUCUUCAAGAUGGCCCGACUUCCUCCUGCCGAGAAGCUUCCGCUUGCUGUUCGCAAGAACGUCCGCGAUGAAUGGGACAACAACAAGGCCGACAUAGAGAAGCAGCUCUCCGACCUCUUAGGCGAGGCAUGGACCUUCGAGGUCAACCCCAACGCUAUCUGGCCCUACCACAACGACGGCUACGCCAAGGAUUCGCUCGGCAGCUGCAUCAAGGCCUACUUCGACGGCGCCAUCUACCAGAUCAAGUACCUAAUCGGCUCGCGCGGCGACUCUCUCAAGGCCGAGAUCAACACCAUCUGCAGCGCGCACGUCCUAUCCAUGGACGUCGACGACUCGGAGCCCAAGCGCUUCUCGUACGGCGGGUGCGACGUGGCGGACGGCAAGCUGCGCCUGCUGUUCCGCCCGGACGCCCUCGGCACCAACAUCGACUACGCCUGCCAGGGGGACCAGCUGUUCCCGGCGCUGAACGCGGCGCCCGGGCCAGAGGGGCAGGCGCUCAGCUUCCUGGCCCGCAUGGCCGUGCGCCAGGACUACGACGGCAAGAUCGAGGACUGCCGGAAGCAGGUCGCCGACAUGACGGGGAACGCGGACUUCAAGCUGGAUGCCAAGUUUGAGGACGUGUUUGCCAAGCUCCAGGAUGCCAGCAAGGUUGCCAGCGGAGGGGUCCGCGAGGGCUGGCAGGAGAGGCUGGGGAGUGUUGCGCUGGGCUACUUUGAGGCGCUGGCGUACCGGAUGAAGUAUCUGAAGGUCGCUGAGGACGAGAUGGUGAGGGAGGGGUUCAACGAGGCCGUGGAGAAGGGUGAGGCGGCCUUGCGCAUUGUGGACAAGCUCACGUAUGACUCGUAUUGCGAGUGUGUGAUCGAGGACGGGGUUCUCUAUCUGCAGACCACGCCCCAGAACUUUGGCACCAACAUCGACAAUGCUGCCCAGAACUUGAUGGACCUGCUGUAGAGGUCGACAGCCUAUACACACACAUGCUGACAUGGGCGGCAUGGCGGUUUGACCCGGCCGGUUACCCGUUAUAAAAGAUUAGAUGGACUUCA
Phialemonium atrogriseum is the source of this 1197-nucleotide messenger RNA. RefSeq lists its product as uncharacterized. Lineage: Eukaryota; Fungi; Ascomycota; Sordariomycetes; Cephalothecales; Cephalothecaceae. The transcript has 4 exons. Bases 164 to 1105 code for a protein of 313 amino acids. The record is from RefSeq and is a predicted model, not a curated record.